Messenger RNA from Thlaspi arvense, 645 nucleotides. NCBI's taxonomy places the organism in Eukaryota, Viridiplantae, Streptophyta, Magnoliopsida, Brassicales, Brassicaceae. The record is from the annotation of a GenBank genome assembly.
AUGAAACGUAACUUUUGCAAAGCAAGCCUCACCAUGCUACCAUACGACAUGCUUAUGGUCAUACUCGCUAAAAUUGGUGCUUUUUCUUCCGUGGAUUUAUGGUCAUGCAUGGUAUCAUGCAAAACAUUUCUUGAAGUUGCAAAAUACCCAGAGGUUUUACGAAGUCUUCGUUUGGAAGAUGUUUUCCUACCACCUUAUGAGAGGGUUCCUAACGGAAUGGACUUACUCAAAGAGUGUGCCAAAUCGGGUAAUGUUCAUGGAACAUUUUUAUGUGGUUUAUUUAAUUUCUUCUACCUUAAGAAUGUGAAGGAAGGGUUGAAGCAAUUAGCAACAGCGGCAAAAGAAGCUCACUCAGAAGCUAUGUACUUGUAUGGAAUGAUCUCCCUCAUAGAAGGAGUUUUUGAUGAGGGUUCAAACUAUCUUACUCAACUAUGGAGAAAUCAAGGAAUAGAAUCGGUGAGGCAAUGUCAGAUGAAUGUUCGGUGGGUUGUUUUAGAGAUGAGUGUCAGACAAUAUCGUGAAUAUGACAUACUACUUAGCCUCAUGGAGAUUGGAGAAGAAUGUCGUCAUAUAAAUUUGAAUGAAGUGUGCGAUGAAUGUUUUAUCCGAAAGGAAAUUUAUCGUUUCAUGGACUACAUGAACUGA